CAAAAGCGCGUUAUUAAAAAGGAUGUAUAGAAAUUUAAAAUUAUGUUUAUUUCUAUUCAGAAACCAUAGAGUUCGUUUAAUUUGACUUUUGUUAAAAGUAGUGUCUAUUUUACGAAUAUCGGAUAUUUAAAAACAAUAAAAUUAAUAUGAAGGUUAUAUCAAUUAGAAUAGUUUGUUUAAAUAUCAGUCCAUUAUGGAUUUUAUUAAUUGUUUAAAGACGUCGAAAAAUACUUUUAUUAUAGCCGAAAUCGGUCAGAAUCAUCAAGGUAAUAUAGAAAUAGCGAAAAAAUUAAUAAAAAUAGCAAAGGAUUGCGGAGCUGAUUGUGUUAAAUUUCAAAAAACUGAUCUGAAGGAAAAAUUUAACAACAAAGCCUUACUUAGACCAUACAAUUCACCUCAUUCUUUCGGAAAAACUUACGGAGAACAUAAACAAUUUUUAGAGUUCAGUAAAGAUGAUUAUAGAGAAUUAAAAUAUUUCGCAAAUAAAGUCGGGAUAUUGGUCACAGCUUCAGCGAUGGAUGUAAAAUCGCUGGAAUUUUUAAUUGAUCUCGAAGUACCUUUUAUAAAAAUUGGUUCCGGAGACGCUAAUAAUUUUAUUUUGAUUGAAAAAGCUGCGAAAACUGCCAUUCCCUUAGUUAUAUCUACAGGAAUGCAAAAUUUUGUAACGGUGAAACAAGUUUAUCAUUUGGUGUCAAAAUACCAUAAAAAUUUCGUUUUUUUACAUUGCGUUUCCGCUUAUCCGACACCAAUAGAAGAUAUCAAUUUAAAUGUUAUAAAUUUGUUCAAGUCAACAUUUCCAGAUAUAUUGAUAGGGUAUUCUGGGCAUGAAUUGGGUACUCAUAUCAGUGUGGCGGCUGUAGCUUUAGGUGCAAAGGUUAUUGAAAGACAUUUAACUUUAAAUAAAAAUCAAAAAGGAUCUGAUCAUGCUUGUUCUCUAGAUCCUGUUGAAUUUCGAAGUUUAGUUACAAAUAUUAGAAACGUGGAAGCAGCAAUGGGUAGGCCAAUUAAGGAGUUUCAAAUUUCGGAAAAACCUUGUUACGAAAAAUUAGGAAAAACUUUAGUUUACACAAAACGGUUAAAAAGUGGUCAUAAGCUCGAAAACGGAGACAUAAACGUCAAAGUAGCCGAACCUAAAGGUAUAGACGGCGCAGAAAUGGCGAAAAUUAUCGGGAAAAAAUUGUUAAUCGACGUUUUAGAAGACGAAUCGAUAUUGUUUAAUCAUUUAGAGUGAAAUAAAAUAAAAACGUACCAAAAUCAA
Molecule: messenger RNA, 1258 nt
Organism: Diorhabda carinulata
Lineage: Eukaryota; Metazoa; Arthropoda; Insecta; Coleoptera; Chrysomelidae
Gene: NANS
Product: sialic acid synthase
Exons: 4
Coding region: 194-1231 (345 amino acids)
Biological process (GO): carbohydrate biosynthetic process
Molecular function (GO): N-acylneuraminate-9-phosphate synthase activity
Source: RefSeq, a predicted model, not a curated record